AUGGGUAAUUUGAAAGAGGAUUUGAAAGCCGCAGCCGGUCUGCUCAAAACAGGUGACAACGAGAAGGUCAUAGAGCUGUUAGAGGUUGAACGGCACAGAUUGCUCGGAAAAAAUGCGAUUUUUGCAGGAAUACACGGAAAAUGAGAGCCCAGACUAUCGGGCGCUCUGCUUUGUCGCUCUGGCCUACUCGAACACGGAAGACUUUGAUAAUAGCUAUCGGUUGUACAGAACGGUACGCAAAGACUAAAUUUUACAGAGAAUGCUUGCUAGCUCAGUGUUUAGGCAGUGAAAAUCGACGAGGUGAAUCUGAUGGCGUGGAAGGGACUCUUCAAACUGUUUGAGACGGAGUCACUAGCAAAACCGGAUAAUUUUUCGCUAAAAGUCUGCGAAUUUAUGUUCAAGAAUGGGUAAUUUCCUUUAAGAAUCUUGUUUUUUUUUUAAAUUUAACAAUUAAUUUAUAGAGAUGACAGAAAAGACGCGGCCGCACAAGCUCGAAGACGAAUUCACGUGGAAUUGAAGAUGUGGGCGGAGAUUCUCGAAAAUUUCGACGAAUUCCAAUUCGGAACGGACUCCGGACUUCUGAAGCAGUUUAUUGAGCUCCAGGAGCAAAAAGAGCUCGUUGAAAGAGCUUUCAGAGCAUUAGAGCAACUCGGAAUCUUUGAAAAAGAUGGAAAAGUGAUGUUGGCUUGGUGCAAACAUGAAGGUACCAUAGGUUCAGUGCUCAAACUCGUCAAGCAGCACUCUGAGCUCAUUGACGACGAUUUCGUGCAAAAGAAGCUUCUGAAGCACGUUUGUGAGGUGUACUUCGAGCAGGGAACGCUCCCGGACGUCGUGAGCCACGUGUCAAGUGCUCCGGAGCCGGUUCUCGCUGUUUUGAAGGCGCUCAGGUAGCUUAAAAAAUUAACCCCGACUUCUCACUUUCAGAAAUGUCUACUUUUACAGAGAAAACGACGUUCCGUCUGCUCUCGAUGCUCUCGAAUCGGCCGCCGACCGUCUCGCAUUCCCACAGUCCCUUCUGUUCGUCGGAUUGCUGGCCGAGACCGAAAACUGGAACUCCGUAGUCGAAAUAAUUCAGUCAAUCCGUCCGUCUUUCGUAUCGCCGUUUUGUGAUGGCUGGCUGGCCAGAUCUCUUUUGGAACUCGACCCAGACAAUCAAGAUAGACUAAAGUCGUUCAAAAACCUUCCUAAUCCGGAAUUCGCAGUGGAAAGGCUAAAACUAGCGUUGAAAUUCGAUUCAGAAGAAGUGGAUCGCAUUUUAAACGAAUUUACCGACACUUCUAAACUCGGAAUCGUGCUACGGCUCACUAAAGUGCUUUUCCACAAAAAGUCCAUUCUCUCCGCACACGUUGAACUCGCAGACCGGCUCCUCAAGGAUGGUAGUGCAAAAGAUCUGGUGCUCGCCGCCGAAAUUCGCAUUUCCGCGGGUCUCGACGCGAAUUCCCUCCUCGUAAAAGCGGCCAAAUUGAACGUGCGGUGCAGUCGUGCGUUCUUCCUUCUCGGAAAGGCGAUUUCAACAAAGAAUCCGGCGAAGGCGAGGUCGCUGAUCGAACGGGCGGUCAGUAUUCGUCCCGAGUGCGAGGAGUACGUGCGUGUGCUCGAUGAAGUGCUCCGAAAACAGAAUGCGUCCAUGGAGGACCGACUUGAAGUGUUGAAGACGUUCAUAGCGAAGAGAAAAAGCAGACAGAAGCCGUUCUGGUUAGCGGACGCACUUUCCACGUAAGUUUUGCUUGAUUUCUGUAUAAAUCGUCGCCUUUUCAGUAUCCACAUGUCGAUGAACAACCUGAGCGAGGCGAUCGACGAGCUGCAGCAGAUGGUUCGUCUGUACAAGGAUCACAAAUCGGUGUGGGCCCGUCUGGCGGACGUCUACACCCGGAAAGGUCAUCUUCGUGCCGCCGUCAGCUCGUACGCUCAAUUGGCAGAGAUGGACGGAGGGCAUGAGUUCAGCAUUUCAGUGCGUCUUUUGGUAGAAACUGUCGACUAAAUGCUUCAUUUCAGAUGAUCCGGGUGCUCCUGCAGCUUCGUGAAUUCGAAGAUGCCCUCCAGAAAAUCACAGAUUUCCGCCAGAAAGUGUCCGAUCUCUCGCUGAAACUCUGCGCCGAUUCCGUCACCGUUCUCGACUUCACCGAAGCCGAAAUUCGUCUGAAUCUUCACGAAACGACGUGCGGAGAAGCGAAAAAAGCGCAUCUAAAAGAGGCGUUACGUCUUCUGACAAGAUGCGUGGGAAAAGACGGAGAGUGCAAGUAUGCCAGCGUCUUCAAGCUUCUCGGCGACGUUCUUCUGAAUAUCGGCCGUUAUGCGAAAAGAAUUCUGCCGUAUUUCGAGGUGGAGAAGGCGUGGGAGGUGUUCGAACCGAUUGACAGCAUCUCCAAAGCGGCCUCGUUCUACAUGACCGUACUCCGAUCACGGGAACGCGACGCGCUCGCCUGGUACGAUGUCUCCGUGGCUCUUCUCGCCAAAUUCAAGCUGCAAAACGAUUCCGAGCUCUUGUCGAAAGUGCAGAAAAUGCUGGAGCACGCGCUGUCGCUCACCUCCAUCGAAUCGCUCCUCUCGUCUAUCUGGACCCUCUUGUCCGAAACGCUGCGGCUCGCCGAGCAUCCCGUCAGUCACCAGCUACACUGUCUCUCACGAGCUCUCCAACUGAACAAGGCCAACGACACGGCGUGGCUAAGACUGGCGGUGCUCUGUUUGGAGGUGGGACAGAUGGAGUUGGCGUCGCGGGUCAUCGAUCAGACGAUCAAGUACAAUCCGUACAAUGCGGACGCGUGGUGUGCGUGGGCGCAGCACGCUCAUUUCUCGCAGGCCGCCCAUGACGCUCAGGCGAUGUUCCGGCAGGCUCUGUCCAUCCGACCCACUCCCGCAGCAGUUAUCGGUUAUUCACAGUACCUUUGCCAGAGCCUCAAGGUACUUUGCACGUCAUGAAAAAAGUCAUUUUUCAUUUUCAGAAGCAGAACAAUCGCUUCGACUCGGCCACCGCCGCCCUGGACAUUGAGCCAGUUCUCGACGUGAAAGACCUUUACUCGGCUGAUGAGAACGUCCUUUACCAUCUGGGUCUUCUGGCGGAUCUCUUCGGAUGUUACCCGCAGUGCCUCGAAUGCUAUCAAUUGUGCCAUCAGAAAGAACCGAAAGAGGAAAUCGAACGAGCGCUGAUCAAAGUGAACGUGCUACAUCCGGACGGAGCGCCGCCGCUCUCUCCGACCGUGGCGCCGGCGAACAACCGAAUUGCCGGAAUGUUCUCUCUUUGCGCUUUCGACUUUUUGUCGUAUUUGACAGCAGAAGUGGACAUUUACAGAGAGUUGUUCGAUUUGAUUGAAACCGGCGACGCGGACAUGUUCAAAAAGUUGUAUACGAAAAAAGUGAAACUCAUUUCGGUGCCACUCUUCAUCUCUGGAAUUAUAACCAAUCAAAUGGUGGGUUCAGCAGAAUUCAAAUUAAAAAAAAAAACGAAAUUUUGCAGAAGCUGCCGCUCGAGUUCGUCCGCACAAUGCACGACGCACUCCCACGUCACGAGCUCAUCGACUACUACCCGCCGGUUCUUCCCGACGGAAUGGACAACGGACUGCGGCAUCUGGAGCAGGAUGGCGAGGAACCGUUCCGAUAUCGCCAUCGGAGUGCUCACAAUAUGCUCGAGGAGCUGCGACGGCUCCGCCAGCUAGCGGACGAAGAACGGACUCAAAGUCAGCCGACGACGCCGGAGGACGAACAAUUUCAGUUUUUGCAAAUCUAG
Caenorhabditis sp. 36 PRJEB53466 is the source of this 3724-nucleotide messenger RNA. The record is from the annotation of a GenBank genome assembly. Lineage: Eukaryota; Metazoa; Nematoda; Chromadorea; Rhabditida; Rhabditidae.